Messenger RNA from Echinostoma caproni, 1413 nucleotides. NCBI's taxonomy places the organism in Eukaryota, Metazoa, Platyhelminthes, Trematoda, Plagiorchiida, Echinostomatidae. The record is from the annotation of a GenBank genome assembly.
GUGACCAAUUUUGCUCCCAGCUCAGACAACGUCAAUUUCUUGGAUGAUUUCAACAAUUCACUUGUGCGUCUCACACAAGAACUACCAUCGAUUCGUACCGAACUCGUGGAAACGCUGGAUCCUAAUUGUCCGUUGGAUAAGCACAUCAAAUGUGUGCAACUGAUGCAGGAAGCACAAAAGAGCUUGCAAGUCCGUUACACAUUGGAUCAGACAGUCUUGUCCGCUUGCGAGGAUAGUGGCAUAUGUCUGCGUGCAGGUGGCAAUCUGUUAGAUCCGAACUGUGUAGGCUGUUUGUUGAAAGUUCAGUUUCAGACGGUCGAUUUGUCCACACUGAUCGAACAAUUGGAGCGUCAUCGUAAUGAUUUUCAAUCGUUGACUGACCUGAACAAUACGCUCCAAACACUGGCCGGUGUGAUCAAGAAAGCUAUCGAAAAAGACUUAAAUCGUGCAUGGGAUGAUCUGGUCCACUCACCGGAGACACGAGAGAAACUUGCUCGUAGUUUUGAAGGCAGCUUACGUGAGAUCAAACGUGGACUGGCUCUCGUCCGAGAACGAUUGGAGAUACACCAGGAUGUGCAAAGCAGUCAAAUAUUCAUCCAAAUUGUCGAGUUUCAGUUCUACGGCGGCAUCGCCUUGUUGUGCAUCCCGGUCCUCAUAUUCCUGUUGUUCUAUCUGGGUCUAUGCUUCGGUACUUGCGGACAUCGACCAUACGAAGAAGCCGGUGUUUGUAAUCGUGGAGUCGGAGCUAAUCUUCUCCUUGCCGGAGUCGGUUUCGUCUUCCUGUUCUCCACCAUACUCAUGUUCGUCUGCGUGGUUCUCUUUAUGGCUGGUGGUCCUUUGCAAACGGAGUUGUGUCGGUAUUUAACCGGUCAUGUGCCGGAUGGGCCUCGCAAACUGGACGACUACCUGCAUGAAAGUGUACAGUACAUGAUCGAACAGGUUCGCCGUGAAGCUCGCCUGAAUCAGGAACUUGCCGCUGAGCAGAAUGCACAACGAUACACAACAGUUGAUUUGUCCACGGCCGAACUUGUUCGCAAUAUAACCCGAGCUCGAUUGACCGAUGCCAUUCUGACUCGGUGUGAGAAUGAGCCGUUUGUAGAUGCCAUCAGUGGCGGCCAGUUCAUGUGGCCAGCGUUGUAUGAGCCCAUCCAGUCAAUCUUGCAAGAGUUGAUUGAUUCGUUCAAAACGGUGAAUCUUAACAAACCGCUGGAGGACACUAUUCAAUCCUGUUCGGAGACCUUAGAACGCAUCAAGUUUCUGGACUCGGUUAAUUUUUCCAGAGCAAUCAAUCAGGUGAGCAAGCUGAUAGCCACCGCUUAUACGUGUGCAUUGACACUUGUGUAUAUUCUUUCAGGUUCUCUCUCUCCAAAACUCCAUGAUUGGUGUGUUUUACAAACGAUCUCUGGCAUCUAA